GGGCGGGGAGGGGCGGGCUCGGGCGCGGGUGGGGCGGCCGAGGCAGCCGGGGCCUGCGCUAGGGACGGCCGGCCGGCGCCCGGGACCUGGAGGGACCCUUGUGCGGGACAGCAUGUGACAUUGCCCAGGGUUCAGCCCCAAUGGAGGCUGAGGAGCCCCGACACGGGGGAGCAUCAGCUCCCACCCCUGACGCAGCGGAUUUCACCAUCACCCCUGGAGCUCUCAUGAGAACCGGCCAGACCCCCGCCCUGGGGCCCGACGCUCAGGAAGGCCAGGAGCCGUCCCGGAAGUGGGCAGAGGGGCACCGACUCGCGGAGACCCAGCAGGAGGAUGCAAGAGAUGUGACUGACUGCGGGACGCAUAGUGUGACCUGCUACCCCAAGGAAGGCCCCGCGGAUGUGGGAACCAGCCAGGAAAACCUUGCGGCUGAGGCCGGGGCCACUCCGGAGUGCCAGGAGGCAGUGCCCCAGAGCCCGGCAGCCAGCCAGCCAAGGACUGCAGCUCCCCUGGAGGGCCGGGCCGGCCCUGGCGGGGGGCAGCAUCUGCCCAAGGUCCCGGUACCCAGCGAACUGAGUGGCACGUUGGAGGAGGAGUCGACACCCGAGCUCCCCGCUUUGACGCUGGGGACUGGACACGCAGAGGCGGAUGAGGAGACUUCCCCACAUGGCCCUGCUCAGGCCGUGGGUCCGCCUUCCCGUGAAGAGCGCCCUGCAGAGAGCAGCCUGCUGCCGGGCUCCCGGGGUGGGACCGUCAGGCAGGGGAAGGAGCUGCAGGGGCCUGAGGGGCCAGAGGAGCAGGGACAAGAGCAGGUGGGGUGUCGAGAGGGGGAGCCUCUUCGGGAAGCUGUGUGCUCUGUCGGGCUUCCUGGGGAGCAGGAACAGGUGGGGGAGCAGGUGAAUGGUGUGGAGGGAAGACAGAGGCAAAAACAGGAGCAGAUGCAAGGUGACGCCAUGCCUUCGAAACAAGGGGAAAGGGAGGGGCUUAAGGCAGAAUCGGGGGGUCUGCACUGUGAUGAGUGGCCGGGGCGCACUCGGGGCCAGGAAGACCUAGAGGUGGGCGGACAGAGAAAGAGGGAGCUCAGGGGCCCAGAAGAGGGGAGGGUGGAUGCUCAGGGCCAGGAGGAUCAAAGCUCAGGGGGGAGAUCAGUGCAUGUACCUGGACGGCAAGGGCAUCGGGGUCUGCCAGGGGAGCUGAUGCUGGAGGAAGAGGAGGAGGAGGAAGGGGUGGAGGAGGAAGGUGAAGAGGAGGAGGAGGAGGAGUUGGAAGACUGGGAUGGGGCUGCGCUGUGGGGAGAGGAGGCAGAGAGGAGCACGGAAGAGGGAGAGGAGCCGGACGGGCCCCCCGCCCUGGCUCUGGCAGCCCCUGAGUCCUCUUCCCCCCCUGGUGACCCGCUUCCAGACGCCUGCCAAGCCACACCCAGGGUUCCCGGGACUCAGACAGAGCCUCCGGCUGAGCGACCGCCUCCCGUAGCUCUGACUCCUGCACUGGCGCCCAUGGGAUGUCCCCGUCAGCCCAUUUCUUCACGUAGCUCCUUUCCCACUGCGGGGUCACCUGGCCAAGAAGCAGCCGCUCAGGACAGCCAGCCAGAGGGAACCGAGCUGGGGCCCAGGGCAGCACCCAGCAGGGCCGCUGAGGUGGCCUCUGACAGCACGCCUGACACUCCUCCGAGGACACCCGACUCGGCGCCUGUCACGCCUGUGGCCAUCUCCCCCAGCACCGCUGCCUCCGCAUCCGCCAGCCCCCCCAUCGCCAUCCCCAGGAAGAAGGCCUCUUGUGCUUCGUGUUCUCCAGGAACUUCCAGAGCCUCCUCGAUUAGCAGCCCGUCGCCCAGCGGGGCUCCCCAGAUUCUCCCAGCCGCCCUCCUGGGCUCCCCGUCCGCAGGGGCCACGGUGGACCCGUGCGGCAGCUCCGACCGCGCCAGCCCCCAGAGCCCCCGGGCCAGCUUCCCAGGGGCCUUCCCGCACCUGAGGAGCAACUCCUUCCCGGGCUUCCAGAGGACCCAGCUGACCCCGGACCUGGAGGGAAUCUCCCUCUCCUUCUCGCACUCAGAGCUGCCCCAGAGGCCCCCCAAGCCUGCCAUCUUUGGCUCUGUGAUCUCGAGAAGGGACAGGAAGAGCAGUUGGCACUGCAGGGUUAUUCCAGAAAGCCCCAGUUCCUUGUCUGCUCUGGGGCAGGACCCGCGAGAAUUCACCUCCAGUCCAGACAGGCCCGGCAGUCCCCGCAGCCGCCAGCCGUGGGGCUCCCCCCAUGCCGCAGCCUUUGCCCCAGGGUCCCCUGCCUACGGCUCUUCGCCCCCUCUGGCCUUUGUAGGUGUGGGGCUCCACGAGCCCCCACCCCCAGCUCUCCCCGAGAAGCGGCACGUCCGCUCCCCCACGGUGGAGACAGACGGCCCCCGCGGUGGGGGGGUCCCCACACUGAGGCAGUGCAGCUGCUCUCCUCCGUCGGCCCCAAGUCCGGGGCCGCGUGUUCCCCGCAAAGGCCCACUGCCCGAAGUCCCUGACCCCCCUGUGGCAAGGCAGUACCGGCCGCUGCCCUCUACCCCAGACCAGGCCCCCCCGACUCAGACCUCUUUCUCCUCGAGGCCGAGAUACAACAAGCCAUUGCCCCCAACCCCUGACUCGUUCCAGUCCCGCCAUUCUCUCCCUUCUGAUAACAGCCCGAGGGUCUACCGGCCCCCUCGCCCUGCCCCCGUCGCAGAGCCUCUCUCCGAUCCACCCCCGCUGCCCCCGAAGUCCCGGGGCCGGACCAAGAGCGCCCAGGAAGCACUCAUGAAUUCAGGGGGCCAAGCCAAGCCGAGGCCCGUCGGUCAAGAGUGGACAGUCGCCGGCCCCCACGGUGCUGGACGGACCUCCUGGCCACCAGCCAUGGGCCGGUCGACAGACUCAUCAGCUCCCGCCAGCAGGAGUAAGAGGGAAGUGUCCCCCGGCAUGGCUUUCAGCAACGUGACGGGCCUUCUGAGUCCCUCUUCCCCAACCACGCCCUGGACCCUGGGGGUCCAGGGGCCCGCCUCUGAGCCGGGGCUCUCAGGAGGGGCAGAGGCCCCCACCAGAGGCUCUCUGAGAAGAGUGGCCCCUCAGGAAGGAACCAACGGCCUGAGGGGGUCGGAUCUAGGUCAAGUGAGGCAGCCUGAAAAAGCUGGCCACCCCCACCUGGAGAAGGCGUCCAGCUGGCCCCACAGGGGGGACCCGGGGAGACCGCCACAGGGCAGCGGCGGACAGACCGAGGCCUCUGCUGAGGCCUCGAAUAAGCCCAAGGUCUGGCAUCGGCAGGGCCUGCGCAGGCCGUCCAUCUUACCCGAGGGCGCUCCAGAUACAAGAGGCCCAGCCACGGAAAGGUCCUUCGGCUCUUCGGACACCAUCGUUUUUCGGGAGAAGAAGCCAAAGGAGAUGAUGGGAGGCUUCUCACGACGCUGCUCGAAGCUCAUCAACUCCUCCCAGCUGCUGUACCAGGAGUACAGCGAUGUGGUUCUGAACAAGGAGAUUCAGAGCCAGCAGCGGCUGGACGGCCUGGCAGAGGCCUCUGGGCUCGCCUCCCCACGGCAGCCCCGGAAGGUGCUGGCGGCCUCAGAGUCGUACCUGCAGCGCCUGUCCAUGGCCUCCAGGAGCUCCCUGUGGCAGGAGAUCCCUGUGGUGCGCAACAGCACCAUGCUGCUCUCCAUGACCCACGAGGACCAAAAGCUGCAAGAGGUCAAAUUUGAGCUGAUAGUGUCAGAGGCCUCGUACCUGCGCAGCCUGAACAUAGCUGUGGACCACUUCCAGCUCUCAAGGCCGCUCCGGGCCACCCUCAGCAACCAGGAGCACCAGUGGCUCUUCUCUCGGUUGCAGGACGUGCGUGACGUCAGCUCCACGUUCCUUUCAGACCUGGAGGAGAACUUGGAGAGCAACAUCUUCACCUUCCACGUGUGCGAUGUGGUCCUGAACCAUGCCUCCCACUUCCGCCGGGUCUACCUGCCUUAUGUCACCAACCAGACCUACCAGGAACGCACCUUCCAAAAUCUGCUGAACACGAACAGCAGUUUCCGAGAGGUCCUGGAGAAGCUGGAGAGCGACCCCGUCUGCCAGCGCCUGUCCCUCAAGUCCUUUCUGAUCCUGCCCUUCCAGCGCAUCACCCGCCUCAAACUGCUGCUCCAGAACAUUCUGAAGAGGACGCAGCCCGGCUCCCCAGAGGAAGCAGAGGCCACGAAGGCGCACCACGCCCUGGAGGAGCUGAUCCGAGACUGCAACAGCAACGUCCAGAGGAUGCGCCACACGGAGGAGCUCAUCUACCUGAGCCAGAGGAUUGAGUUCGAGUGCAAGAUAUUCCCGCUCAUUUCGCAGUCACGCUGGCUGGUGAAGAGCGGCGAGCUGACGGACCUGGAGUUCAGCGUCUCCCCGGGGCUGCGAAGGAAACCGAACACGCGGCCAGUGCACCUGCAUCUGUUCAAUGACUGUCUGCUGCUGUCCCGGCCCCGAGAGGGCAGCCGCUUCCUGGUGUUUGACCACGCGCCCUUCUCCGCCGUCCGGGGGGAGAAGUGUGAGAUGAAGCUGCACGGGCCUCACAAGAACCUCUUCCGACUCUUCCUGCUGCACAACACCCAGGGCACCCAGUCCGAGUUCCUCUUCAGCACGGAGACUCAAAGUGAAAAGCUCCGAUGGAUCUCGGCCUUGGCCAUGCCCGGAGAGGAGCUGGACCUUCUGGAGUGUUGUGACUCCCCGCAAGUGCAGUGCCUGCGAGCCUACAAACCCCGGGAGAACGACGAGCUGGCCCUGGAGAAGGCGGACGUGGUCAUGGUGACCCAGCAGAGCAACGAUGGCUGGCUGGAGGGCAUGAGGCUCUCCGACGGGGAGCGCGGCUGGUUUCCCGUGCAGCAGGUGGAGUUCAUCUCCAACCCGGAGGUCCGCGCACGGAACCUGAAGGAAGCCCACCGAGUCAAGACGGCCAAACUACAGCUGGUGGAACAGCAGACCUAGCUCUCCUCGGGAAGGACUCCUCCGAGUCUCGGGACGAGAUGUCUUUGGAGCGGGCUGGCCCCCACCGCCCUGCAGCAGACCCCUGCCUGCAGGGGUCUAGACCCUCUGAGAGCCCAAGCACGAAAUCCAGCUACCGGUCGCCGCUCCUGGACCUCCUUGCUUGUGCUUUGUGCUUGGUCGGGGAUCUUGAGGGGCUUUGCACUGGGCCCUGGGAACCUUUGCUCAUAGGAAAAGGGACCAAUGGGGCGUUCGCCAAAGAAUUCGACUGCUUGUACCAUACAGUACCCGACACUCUGCCUCCAGGCAGCAGGUUCAGAGCCGACCAGAGUGUCCUUUGUGGCCAUACGUUCAACAGGACCUGACCUCGGCCCACUGGAGGGCGAUGGUUAAGGGGGAUUAACACGUCGGGUGGGAGGGCCCACCUGGCAGCCCCUAAGGUACCUUCCAGCCCUAACGGUUUUCCGUAAUCAUCGCUCCGGGGUCAGCGCACGCCUCUGCGGGCUCUGCUGGUGGCAGCGUGAGGGCAGUACUCUCUCACUCUAAUAAACUUGGCACUACUCCGAGUGUUUGCUCCUCAGA
Molecule: messenger RNA, 5528 nt
Organism: Phyllostomus discolor (pale spear-nosed bat)
Lineage: Eukaryota; Metazoa; Chordata; Mammalia; Chiroptera; Phyllostomidae
Gene: ARHGEF5
Product: Rho guanine nucleotide exchange factor 5
Exons: 15
Coding region: 141-4949 (1602 amino acids)
Biological process (GO): activation of GTPase activity; intracellular signal transduction
Cellular component (GO): nucleus; cytoplasm
Molecular function (GO): protein binding; guanyl-nucleotide exchange factor activity
Source: RefSeq, a predicted model, not a curated record